CGGGUUUCUUUAAUACACAGCAUGAACUUUCCUCUGAUUUGUGUAUAUACCCCAUGUGACAUAUGAGAACCAGUCAAAGAAGAGUGCGCGUUAUUUGCGAAGAGAAAAGCAACAGAUCGGAAGUCAUGUGACAUUCUGGUGAUGCGGAUGUUGUAGACGCGACUGACCUUAAGUUACUGCAAAGAUAAGAGGACUGGGCCGAGUUGCACAAUACGAACAGUCAUGAGCUCUAAUACUUUCUCGAAAGCUGAGUUGGUAACUGCCAUUUCUUUGACUGCUGGGACUGCAGCAGUGAGUAUCCUACUCUACAAGACAUUUUUCUCCAAGGACAAGUGCUGCAAAGCCAAAGUGAACUUAGAUCUGCAGAAGGACAAUCCCAAAGUGGUACAUGCCUUUGACAUGGAGGACCUGGGAGACAAAGCGGUAUAUUGCAGGUGCUGGCGAUCCAAAAAGUUUCCUCUGUGUGACGGUUCCCACAUUAAGCACAACGAAGAGACGGGUGAUAAUGUGGGCCCUCUCAUUAUCAAAAGAAAAGAUGCUUGAAGAAUCAUCGUUGCACUUCCCAAGACCACAUCUGCUGAUGCACAGUUUCUUUGCCCAUCCAAAUAUACAUGUUGUUUGAAAAAACAAAUGUAAUGGCCUAUCUGUAUAUGUUGUCACAUGCGUAUUUAUUUUUAUCUAUUUGUGUAUGUUGUCACAUGCAUAUUUAUUUUUAACAUCUGUCUUGUGUUUGGGUGUUAACACUAAAGAGCAGAGUUGUGAGACGUGCAGCAUUAUUUUUUUCGUUGGUUAGUUGGGGAAGAACAGCUAUAUUUAAUUGGCACUGGUAACUAACAUUGAUGGCUGAAAACUAUUUUGCCAAUGCUCAUGAAAAGAGCUUGGGUGGGUACUGGAUCAAAUAAGAAUUAAUGACUUAACAAGAAAUUUAUUAGUGGCAUGUACAACGAAGAUAAUACUCCUUGCAGUGCCUUUUGUCAGCACUCACAAAAGGUGCACCAUUGGGGAACAUGAAAACUGACUUUGACAUGGUUUAAAUGCAAAGGUGAAGCUGUUUAAAAAUUGGAAUUCCACUGCAUAAGCUCAUACAAGAAAAAAAAUCAUUCAGUCAAGUGACGGGCAUGAGUUGUCAGCUUGCUGAAUCACCUGGCCACAUCUCUUGUUUUACCAGAUAAGAUCGCUGAUCUGUUAACAAAUACUGUAAUUUAAUGACUUCCCUUAAAAGUGCCAAUGGACCAAAUCUACUUGACUGUGUGUGUGACUGAGAGCAGGGAUUAUUGUUAGUGUGAUUCAGAAGGAAGAUUUUUAUGAGGAAAAAAAAACAUUGUUAGCACUACUCUUGCAUUCCAGCCACUAACAUGUAUUUUUAACACAUGAAAUUAACCAUAAAUGUAUUUUCAUUUCUGCCUGUAUUGUGAAUGCUAUUACUGCAAAAUGUACUGUUAAUUGUGUUAACUUGCAUUGCAUUGUGAAUUGAGGGAUGCAGAAUUUCUGUGAGUAUUUAUCAAGAUGAGCUCUAUCAAAAGACAAGUGGCUUUAUCCUUGUAUUGUCCUCACAUUUUGAAAUGUUGUUGCAUUGUUGUCUUGUAUCUUGCUCAAGACUGUACACAAAAUUGUAAUGAUCUGUUUUUGAAAGUAAUAUUUAAUGAAAAAAGGAUAUUUAUUUUGGGAUAUAAUUAUUCUGGUUUAGUAGUUAUAAAAAUCAGUGGCCUUGCGUGUUUACCAAAUGCCUUCUCUUGGGUGAAUAUAAGGUAUUGGAAUCAUAAUUCUGAAACUAGGGAAACUGAAAAUGUGGGAGUGGAAAGAUUCAACAGUGUAUACUUCUGGGCAUGCAUAUGAAAUGUCAUUAUUAUUUAUGUGCUAUUUACAGAGAACUUCAACUGUGUUGUCUCAAAGCUGUAGAAUGCUUUUCCUGCUGUGUAUGCAGUGGUUCACAAACCUGAACAGCAGAAAAUUGAUGAUAAGCAAAACAUGUUGAUUUAAAUGGUAGAAAAUGUGAAGGGCUGAAUUUCACACAGCAUUAAAAAAGAAAUGUAGACAUGUGCAUUUGUGCAUUGUGCAUUUAUAACUAAAAAUG
Messenger RNA from Megalops cyprinoides (Indo-Pacific tarpon), 2074 nucleotides. RefSeq names its product CDGSH iron-sulfur domain-containing protein 1-like. The record is from RefSeq and is a predicted model, not a curated record. Bases 223 to 543 code for a protein of 106 amino acids. The transcript has 3 exons. NCBI's taxonomy places the organism in Eukaryota, Metazoa, Chordata, Actinopteri, Elopiformes, Megalopidae. Gene Ontology annotation, biological process: regulation of autophagy. Gene Ontology annotation, molecular function: 2 iron, 2 sulfur cluster binding. Gene Ontology annotation, cellular component: mitochondrial outer membrane; intracellular membrane-bounded organelle.